UCAAGGCAGAACGGCGUAAGCGACAAAAAAUGCGAUAUGGAGAUAUUGGUAUCGGCGGAAAGCUAAUUUUUUUGCGCAUUUUUCUGUUGUCCUGACUUAAGCGACAAAAAUCCCACGAGAAGGUAUUUCGCGUAGAAUCGUGUAAUAAACGACAAAGGCAAAGAAUCUUGUAAACCUGAUUGGCAUAAGCGCCAGUCGCGCCUUGCUUUACCACAGUGUGCUUGUGCUCCAGUAUUUACAUGAAAAUUCUCAAAAGAUGCAUCGAUCAAGAACGGAAAAAAUUUUUGCACUGCUCAGAAAUAAUGACGAAAUCAAAAUUAGGGACGACCGUGCAUCAGACAAAGAAAAUUUCUCGAACCCAGACCAACUACCAUCGGAUAACUCUCCUGGUUUAGACCAUUGGAAUCGAGACAAUCACAAACAGAGCAUGAUGUUAUCAGACAAAGAAAAUUUCUCGAACCCAGACCAACUACCAUCGUUAACUGUGCUGCAACCUCUAGAAGUUUCCAAUUUCUCGGAUUUAACCCACGUACCUGUAUUAUGUCAGGAAAGUUAUCUUCGGAAUCGAAACGAUUACAAUGAGGAAAUAACGUCAUCAUCCAAGGAAAAUUCUUCGUACUCAGACCAACAGCAAUCGUUAACUACAUUGCAACCUCUAGAAGUUACCAAUUUCGCAGAUUUAACCCAAGUACCUGAUUUAUGUGAUGAAACUUACUCCUUAGAAAUAGCAUUAGGUUAUGACGUCAUCAUCGAUGGUUGUCCUGGACCAGCGGAUCCAUCUAUUGAAGAACUGAAUGUGGCUAAUAAUCCUGCUACAUUAGGAACUAGUGCCGAUGAAGAAGAUGCGGUUUCUAGCCAGACAAUCGAUAAAAGACUGACUGGUUGCAGAUCUCCUGCUCAUUCAGGCUCGAGUUCCGAUGAAGAAGAUGUGGUUGCUAGUCAAAACAGCAAGAAAACACUGACUGCAGUCAAUUCUCCUGCUUCAUCUCACUCGGGUUCCGAUGAAGACGUUGUUUCUAGUCAGGCCACCGAGAAAAGACUGGCUGCAUUCAAUUCUCCUGUUCUCACAGACACAAGUUCCGAUGAAGAAGUUGUUCUUUCAAGUCUGGCAACUAAAAAAAAAGACUGA
Photinus pyralis (common eastern firefly) is the source of this 1129-nucleotide messenger RNA. RefSeq lists its product as uncharacterized. The transcript is spliced from 2 exons. The record is from RefSeq and is a predicted model, not a curated record. The coding region runs from base 257 to 1129 and encodes 290 amino acids. Lineage: Eukaryota; Metazoa; Arthropoda; Insecta; Coleoptera; Lampyridae.